Harpegnathos saltator (Jerdon's jumping ant) is the source of this 1832-nucleotide messenger RNA. Its product is annotated as integral membrane protein 2C. Gene Ontology annotation, cellular component: extracellular exosome; Golgi apparatus; plasma membrane. The coding region runs from base 213 to 1121 and encodes 302 amino acids. NCBI's taxonomy places the organism in Eukaryota, Metazoa, Arthropoda, Insecta, Hymenoptera, Formicidae. Gene Ontology annotation, molecular function: amyloid-beta binding. Gene Ontology annotation, biological process: negative regulation of amyloid precursor protein biosynthetic process. The transcript has 5 exons. The record is from RefSeq and is a predicted model, not a curated record.
CAGUGCUUUACGUUUGUUACAUACGCAGUUGAUCGUGGUACUUGGCGGACGUUAGUUUGGUCGUUUGGUUCAUCGUGUCCUCGUUUCCGAAUACUCGUUCUCCUAUAAACGGUUAUCGCGAUUACUCGCGUAUAGUCAGUAUACGAACACCGCUGUAGGUUAAAUAGAUAACGUUGCCAGUUCUCGACAAAUACAGAAAGAGAACCGCAACAAUGACGGUCAUCACGAAAGCGAUCACCGAAAAGAAGGCUGACAAAAUGGAGCAGCCAUUGUUUGUUGAGGAAAAUGCGGCGGAUAGCUCAAAAAUGAUGUGGUCAUAUGAAAUGAUAGUUCAUUAUUUUGUUACUAGAAGAAGCAUCCAACGUAUACAUGUGACAGCAACAUUUUUGCUAUUUCUUGUUGCACUAAUGAUACUGAUUAUUGGUGUGAUCGGUGGUCUCUACAUUUAUAAACAAUAUGCGAGGACUCAGAUGCAUAGAUUCCGUACCGGCUGGUACAGUAUUCCAUAUGAUAGUUCCAACAAAGCAUCUUAUGGCAGGGAUGGAGUUCAUCAGGGACUAUUGGCUGACUCUGAUCUAUUCAAAAGUCUUACCAGAGCCACUGAGCAAGAAGCGUUGGAUAUUGCAAGACACAUAGAUCAUGAUAUUACAAAUUUCUUCAAUGAGAGAUUUGAGAUUGAUCUUGAAAAUGAGCAUUAUGAGAAGAUUGAUGUGCCUGACUUCCGCGGUGGUCGCCAAGGCCGCUUUAUACAUGAUUUUAACAUUAAUAAAACAGGCAUUAUAGAUAUUGACGGUCAAUGCUGUUUUGUCAUGCCAUUGAAUCGUCAGCGUGUAUUGCCACCUCGUAAUAUGUAUGAUCUCCUUAGAAAGAUGUAUGAUGGUUAUUAUGAAGUGGAUACUGCAAUUGUACGUGAGACCAUGAAAGUGGUCACCCCACCGAUCACUGAUCUUUCAGUCGUUGGAACAUACAUAGCACGUGAAUGCCAAAACUUACCUACCUAUAUGCUCAAGAAAGUGGAUUAUACUAUUGUAAAACGCAGCCCAUUGAGUGGGGUAUUUGGGCAGUUUGCCGGCAACAGUAUCAUGGAAGUUGACAUCGUGAAUCUACAAAACUUUGAGUGAAACUAAGAAAUUGUGCGAAGAAAGAAUUUUCAAUUAUUCUAGAAUAUUAACCACCAGUAGAUCAAUGUAUAAAUAUUAUAUGCUGUCGAGCGAACUUAGGUAAAUAUUCUACUUCGACCUUAGAAUCAGUAUUAUACAUCUGUAAAUUGUCUAAUUUCUCUUCCUUGACGUCCUCCCUUGAAUAUAUUAUAUGUUUCAGAUAUAUUCCCACCUUAUUGAGAUCAGCAUUAUGUCUUUCCAUUAUACUUUCCAUUAGCUUUAGAUCGUGAAAUCAUAUAGUAUAAGUAUUUGUUAAUAACCAGAGUCGUUUGAUGUAUCAAGGGAGUUCUUUGCAAUAUCAUAUAUAAAAGAUUAAACGUGAAUAACUAAGUCACUGAACCGAUAUGAGAAAUGGAAGACAUUCAUUUCAUAUUAAAAUAGAAUUAUCUAGACUGUUUGCAAAUUGAUUCUUAGAUGAAAGCAUUAAAUAUUUCUUCCAUAUUCUUCAAAUGCGUUAUUUAGACAGUUAAAAAUGUGAUGUUAGUUACACUAUAGUAAUAAAAUAUUUAUUACUAUUAUGGAUUUUGAUGCAGCUUGUUGACUGCAUUACGAAUAACAUCUGUGUGAGUAAUCAAUGAAGCAAAUAGAAUAGCUGCGUUAGGUCAUCAACGCUUACAAUAUGGUUUCUUAUGUUAUCAAUGAGAUUGUAAAAAUAUAUUCAUUUACAAAUUA